This is a messenger RNA of Saprolegnia diclina VS20, 1830 nucleotides long. RefSeq lists its product as hypothetical. NCBI's taxonomy places the organism in Eukaryota, Oomycota, Saprolegniomycetes, Saprolegniales, Saprolegniaceae. Gene Ontology annotation, cellular component: nucleus. Gene Ontology annotation, biological process: mRNA processing; ubiquitin-dependent protein catabolic process; protein ubiquitination. The record is from RefSeq and is a predicted model, not a curated record. Gene Ontology annotation, molecular function: nucleic acid binding; ubiquitin protein ligase activity; zinc ion binding. Bases 1 to 1830 code for a protein of 609 amino acids. The transcript is spliced from 7 exons.
AUGUCGGUGCAUUUCAAGUUCAAGUCGGAGAAGGAGUUCGGGACGGUCAACUUCCCGGGGACCGCGAUCCGGGUCAUCGACCUCAAGAAGGCCAUCAUCGAGCAGAAGAAGCUCAACAAGGGCCUCGACCUCGAGCUUGUGAUCACGGACGCGUCCAACAACACGGUCUACGAAGACGACAACCAGCAGCUGCCAAAGAACACGAGCGUCAUUGUCAAGCGCGUCCCGGCAAAGAACAACAACGGCCUCCUCGCGCGCAUCAAGGCGGAACUCCAGGCCUCAGCCCCACCGCCACUGCUUCCGACGGUCUCGCCCCAGCUGCUCGCACGUCCCGACGCCGCCGAACCCGCGCUCCUCAACGUUGGCGGCGCCGAGACCGUCGAAGAUGAACUUCAAGCGCUCGACAUGAUCCAGCAAGAAGCCGAAGAGGUGCGCAACACGCGCCUUGGCAACAAGACAUGGACGGCCGCGGGCGGCAGCAACGCCCACCGCGUCGGCAACUACUACGGCGCGAUGGGUGGCCGCGGGGGCCGCGGCGAUGCGCUUGGCGGGCGCGGUAUGCCCGGCGGGCGCGGCAUGAUGGGCGGUCGCGGCGACAUGGGCGCCAACCAGACGCCGCCGCGCGACUACCUCUGCUUCCGCUGCGCCGUGCCCGGCCACUUUAUCCAAAACUGCCCCACGAACGGCGACCCGAACUUCGACAAGCACAAGGUCACGAAGAAGACGGGCAUUCCCAAGACGUUCAUGCAGCCGAUCAAGGACUCGGAAGAGGUCGCUGUCGGCGCCGGCAUCACGGUCGUGAACGGUCCCCAGGGCGGCCUAGCCGUCAUUGGCCCCCAGACGCACAACUUUACAAAGUUGAUUGGCCUCUCGGGCGGCGGCGCCGCGCUGGAGCAGCUCCGCAUGAACCCGCCCGAGCACCUCGCGUGUCCGCUCUGCAAGCGCCUCCUCCAAGACGCGGCGCUGAUUCCUUGCUGCAACGACACGGCGUGUGACGAGUGCAUUCGCGACCGCCUCAUUCGCCACAACUUUGAGUGUCCGCUGUGCCACCAUGCCAAUAUGACCCCCGAGCAGCUGCUGCCCAACAAGGCGACACGGACGUCUGUUGACGAGUUCCUGCGGCGAUCGCAGACAGAGCAGCAAGAGCGCGAGAAGAUCGUCAAAGAAGUCGAAGAGCAGUCGAAGCGCAAGCAGCUUGAGGAAGUGCAGGCCGCCAAGCGCGCAGGCCCAACCGCCGACGCGAUCCUCGACAUCGCCAAGAAGCAAAAAGAAGAGGAAGAGGAAGAUGAUGGCUUUGGCGGCGACGUCUAUGACACGAUUGACAUCUCGACGAAAUCCGACGAAGAAGAGGCGCCCGAGACGUCUCCCGCCGGCGAUGACAUCAAGAGUGAUGAAAAGACCGCUGCCGAGACGUCCGAGGCCACCAAGUCGGAGGAACCGACGACGCACGCCGCCGGUCACGGACCGCCGCCGCACAUGCAACCGUGGGGCGCCCGUCCGCCGAUGAUGCCGUGGCACGAAGGGCACCCGCCGCCGGGGCCUUGGUACGAAGGUGGCCACGCGCCGUGGUUCAACGGCCCCCGGCCGCCGUAUGGCAUGCGUGGUCCGCCACCCCGCGGUGCGCCGCCUCGAGGCGCUCCGUUUUACGGCGACUACUAUAACGGGCCGCCGCCGCCGUGGAUGAUGCGUGGACCUCCUGCGUUUGGCGGUCGUCCGCACCACGACGACGACGACAAGAAGGACAAGGCCGCCGACUCGGACGAUCGCCGCAAGAGCAUCUCGCUACCGCAGCCGGAGCCGGAGUCGAAGCCGUCGCGGCCGGUCUCGUGA